Molecule: messenger RNA, 1971 nt
Organism: Triticum aestivum (bread wheat)
Lineage: Eukaryota; Viridiplantae; Streptophyta; Magnoliopsida; Poales; Poaceae
Product: vegetative cell wall protein gp1
Exons: 4
Coding region: 1-1095 (364 amino acids)
Source: RefSeq, a predicted model, not a curated record
AUGCCGCCACGCUGCCCCUCUGCUCGCCUCGCCAUCGCCGCUGUUGCCCCUGCCCCACCCCCGAGCGCGCCCUGCCUCGCCGUCAUCGCCGGCCGCCCGUCCGCCGCCCCCGAGCACCCCCUGCGCUGCCGAGCCCGUCCGCCUCCCCCGAGCACCCUCUACACCUCGCCGUCGCCGCCCCUGCCCCUGCCCCGCCCUCGAGCGCGCCCUACCUCACCGUCGUCGCCGGCCGCCCGUCCGCCGCCCCAGAGCACCCCCUGCGCCCUCGAGCCCGUCCGCUGCCCUCGAGCGCGCCCCGCCGUCGCCCUCACCCUCGCCGACCCCGAGGCCGUCCUCGUCGCCGUCGCCCCCGACGCCGGCCGCCCGCGUCUCCUCCCCGAUCCCUCCGGGGGAGCCGGCAACUCCGCCCUCAACAACGCAGAGGAACCCCCAGACCCCCCACCCAGAGAAGAGAAGGCGGCGAGGAAGAAGAAGAGCGCGGAGAAGGCGGCGGCUUUGGAGUGGGCGAGGAAGAUGUUGGAAGACGCGAGUGUCAAUGACGGAGAAUGUUGGGAGCCGAGGGCGAUGACCGAGGAAGACGUCGCGGCAGCGGCCGUGUACAGAGCCAAGGCGGAGGAGGCGCGCAGGAGCCAUGAGCGAAGGGAGCAGCACGACGCCGUGACCAGGUGGAUCGCCACGGGAGACCCCGAGGCCGUCCAGCGCUGCAACCAGUGGAUGGAGCAGGACAUUGAGGCCAUGAGGCUCAAGGACAUCGCCCCACCGAGGAUCUGUCGGACUGGGAGGCCGUCGAAGCCAAGAGGCAUCGAGAAUUCUGGGAGUUUCUAUGGGCCGACUCCUUCGGCUCCUGGGAGGACACCACACCUAUCCUGCCCAUGCGUUACACGGACGAGAAGCCUCCGCGCGGUACGGCCUACCCCGUGCGAACUCUGCAGGUCUUUUCGGUCAGCGUUGCAGCCAUCAAAGGUGGAUUGGACUGGCCUCUGGAUGUGUAUGGUGUCGUCGCCGCACGCGACUCGUUGGAUCACAAUCGCAACAUUAUCUUCCACCGCACUAGGGAUAACUGCCAAACCAUUGACAAGAAGAAUCCAUGUCUGAGACGGACAGGUCCUACCCGCGCUGUUGUUGUUGUGGAUCCUGUGUACUUUGAGGUUAACUUGCGAGUAAAGGGCAAAACUGAAUCUGGGGAUAGAGAUUUGAGCUAUCUGGCUGUUUAUUAUCGUGAUUCUGGCUCUAGCGAAUCGUACGCGUUUAAAAAUGUCAGCACUAGCAAGCUUAGCACAGUGGCAUUGAUGUUGGGUGAUAUUGUUCAUUCAGUGGAGGCCACCAUCAGUGUGAGAGUGGUUCGUGGGGAAUGGUCGGAAGGUUGUAGAGGUCUAAUUUUUGCCAAUACCGCCAGUAUCGACGCCCAAAAAAUUGAGUUGCUUGCGUUCGGAGAUGAUAAGUUGCCUGUUGUAGCUAAUGGCACGAUAAAGCUUUCACGGUGUGUUGUAUCUGUUGAAGCUGAUGGAGAGUUGAGAGUCUGUGUCAUGGCAAGUAGCCUGGAGGAUCAAACUGUUGAGAGAGAUUCAGAAGCAUUCAAAGCCAAGAAAGCCUCCAGGAGCAGGUGAAUACUUGAAGUUCACUCUUGUAAGUUGGAAGUCACCAUCGCAUGGUCUUUUGUCCCGAACUAGCAAAGACUGUCUGGGUUUUGUUGCUGGAUGAUUGUUAUUGCCCUACUGAUGGCCUCUGGUUUAUCUCAAAGUGGUACCUGUGUGUUGGAUGUUAGUUGUAUCCUGGUUAGAUGUGUCUUGACUAGUAUAUGUAGUGUGGGCAAGCUAAGAUAUUUGACUAUGUAAUGUAGUGUCCUAGUUAAAUUUGUCUUGACUAGUAUGUAAUGUGGGCAAGCCAAGAUAUAUUUGACAUGUAAUGUGGACAAAUUAAGAUAUGUAUUUGACUAUGUAAUGUGGACAAAUUAAGAUAUGUAUUUGACUA